ACCGGUAUUUCAGAAGAUUCAUAAGUUAUUUCAGAUGAGGGUGGAAGUGGUUGCAAGUGCAUCUACCAGACAAGAGUAUGUGGUUUCAUAAUACUCCACAUCUCUCUGUGGUCUUUCGUCCCAGUACUAUUAUUACUCAGCAGGUGCCACUUUGCUGACUUCAAGGUGACUGCAUGUCUACGGCCGUAUGUUAGGAUGGACAAGUCUAUUAAACCUGCGCACAGAGAUCCACGUCUGAGGACAAACCGCUGCUUUAGCUGCCUCCUGCCUCUCGGUCCACUCACAGGACCAUGUUCAGAUAUGUUGACGUGUUCAUACCUUAAUCGUCUCUUCUGUCCUCUCCUCUUCCACCGUCCCCACAGGAAGCCUCGCCCUGUCUCUCAGUUAGUCUCCCAGCAGGUAACGCCACAGUUUGCUUCUCCCACGCAGCCUAAGAAGGAGAAAAAGGAGAGAACAGAGAAAGAGAGACAUGAUAAGGAACCAACACUAAAGAAGAACAACCACAAGAAGAUGAGGCCGAGGUUAAAGAACAUUGACAGGAGCAGCGCUCAGCACCUGGAGGUGACGGUGGGAGAUCUAACUGUCAUUAUCACAGACUUUAAGGAGAAGCCUAAGCCCUCGUCCACAUCCACCACCACCACCACCUCCUCCACAACCUCAGUCUCCGCAGACCACCACAACCAGAGUGGCUCCAGCUCAGACAACACAGAGAGGGGGGUCUCUAGGUCAUCCUCACCCAGGGGGGAGGCCUCUUCCGUCAAUGGAGAGCUACACUAGGCCCCAAACCUGGCAACCCCAACCCCCCAUCUCCCAUAAUGGAUUUACCAUGCCCAAAUCUCUCUGAAGUCACCAACCCUCUACAUUUGACCUCACCCUCUCCGCAAUGCCAACCUGGACCUAAACUCCCAACGUGGCAACCUCAACCCCCACUCUGGACCUCAACCUCCGACCUGGCAUCCCCCAACCCCCACUCUGGACCUCAA
This is a messenger RNA of Osmerus eperlanus (European smelt), 983 nucleotides long. RefSeq names its product YY1 associated factor 2 (gene yaf2). The coding region runs from base 196 to 777 and encodes 193 amino acids. Gene Ontology annotation, cellular component: nucleus. The transcript is spliced from 2 exons. Gene Ontology annotation, molecular function: transcription coregulator activity; DNA binding. The record is from RefSeq and is a predicted model, not a curated record. Gene Ontology annotation, biological process: positive regulation of DNA-templated transcription. Lineage: Eukaryota; Metazoa; Chordata; Actinopteri; Osmeriformes; Osmeridae.